Ictalurus furcatus (blue catfish) is the source of this 4365-nucleotide messenger RNA. RefSeq names its product T cell activation inhibitor, mitochondrial (gene tcaim). NCBI's taxonomy places the organism in Eukaryota, Metazoa, Chordata, Actinopteri, Siluriformes, Ictaluridae. Gene Ontology annotation, cellular component: mitochondrion. The transcript has 11 exons. Bases 359 to 1834 code for a protein of 491 amino acids. The record is from RefSeq and is a predicted model, not a curated record.
GAUAUCCGCCGCUACCUAGAUGGCUUGUUUGUUUAUUAUGCAGUUGGUUAGCUAGCGGCUAAUGUGAGCUAAGUUAGAGACAGCUGAGUUAGAUAGGACUGUCCUUGUCCUUGUCCUCGCUACAGGCGGGGUGCCAAUAUUUUUCACAGCGCCUUGAUUGUUACUGAAUUGACCAACAAGAACAACAAAAAGGACAUCGGCUGUAUAUUUUUACUUUCUGCACAGUCUUAGACUCUUAGUAUUUUGCCAGCCUUUUACGAAGUGAUUAUGAUUUGUGUUCAUUUCCCACCAACGCUACAUUUCUUCAGCACGAACGAAAGAAUGGUUCCAGAGGCGGACUGCACUAAAAACUAAAGUGAUGUCUCUGAGUUCACUCCUGUGGAUGAGGCUCAGCAGCAGAUGCAGCACAAAUCAGAUACUUCAAAUAAGAGCUCUUUCGGGAGCCGAUACUGUUAAUGCACUCCGGCCUUUUUACUUUGCGGUCCACCCUGACUUCUUUGGCCAGCAUCCAAGAGAGAGGGAAGUGAAUGAAAACUCUCUCAAAAGAUUAAAUGGCUAUUUAGAGAGUCUUCAAAAGCCAGGCUUUAGGUCUGUCAAGCCUACAAAACUCACAUUUUAUCUCAGGGAAGUAAGGGGGGAAAUGGAGAGCAACAAUGACGUGCUGUGUUCUGGUUUCCGUUUGGUGUCUUUCACCCUGCAGGCUAAGGAUGUCCUGUGUGCAGUGGUGGAUGUUUUGAAGUCCUGUAGCUUGUCAGUGGAACACAUGCAGGGACUUCUCACAGCCAGAGCCCAAAGCCAAAACUCCGCACAACAAGGUGGAACUCCUUUCUAUCGCCCGAUUAAAUGGGACAAGACGUACUACGCAUUCACAGGUUUCAGAGACCCAGAGGAAGAGCUGGAACAGGCAAAGAAAGUGGAAACCACACUCAGUCUGUGGCUGAGGAACAAUGAACCAGAGGCCACGAAGAAGCAGAAGGCCAGCAUUCCACGACGAGCUGAGCUGAAGAGACUGAAGAGAGAGCUCAUUGAGAAACUGGGCCUGCUUGAUAUCAGGUGGCAGCGCAAAUGGGGAGUUGCGCACAGAUGCUGUCAGAUGCAGAGUUUGAGCCGCCUCUCUUCACAGAACCCAGAGGCCAUGCAUAAUCUCAGGGGGCACACAGUAGUCUUUACUGACCAAUCAGGAAUGAAUGUCUCAGGCCAUGUGAUGCUGGGAACAAUGGAUGUGCAUCAUCAGUGGACAAAGCUCUUCGAGAGGUUGCCUAGUUACAGCCGUCUGUUGCAGCAGACAGAGUGGCUAAAGGAUAGGAUCAGUUUCCUGUUAGGAGGGAUGCAGGUGAUCCAUAUGGAGCGUGUGGGUCUGGCAUUGCCUCUGGAAGACCACUAUAGCACCCUGAACACCUUCCACAAAAGUCUGCUGCCUCACAGACUCGCCCUGCACCCUCGCAGCCUACAGGGACUCGCGAUGACCCUAGAAAAUGACCGUUCUAGUCCUAGUCUCCAUGAGAUGGGCCACUUCAUCGUCCCCACCAUGUAUGACCCUGUUUACCUACAGAACUUCCUUCAGAGCAAUGCCCAGGAAGCCCACAAACGUCUACAGCACAAGGAGCAGUUACAGGCUGAGGAGGAGGAUGUGGUGUCCAUUUGUGUGCAGGGUCUGUCUCUGCAGAGUCUGUGCAAAGAGCCCAGUGUCUCCAGCAGUCAGAUGAUCCCGUGCUGCAGGCGUUUGAUCGAGGAGAGGUCUCCUUAUAUGCAGGGCCUGCACCUCUGCGUCUCACACUUCUACUCUGUCAUGCAGGACGGUGAUCUGUGUAUACCUUGGGAUUGGAAGGGCUGAUACACUCUCACAGGUGUUCAAAUACAAGCUGUGUGUGUGUGUUGAUGUAGGUGUGCAGGCUUGUUUAUAUGUAGUAUGUUAUUGAAUGCACUUUGGUUUUAUGAUGCUAGCAGGUGGGUGAUCUGCUUAUAAAUCCAGGAGAAGGGAACUUGUGUUUAUGUGUACUCUAAAUGUGAGCACUUGAAGAGUAGUCUCAUUUCAGUUUGCUGCAUGUGAUGGCCAUAAGUCAAAGGUUCAAUCAGGGUACUUUGUCAGAGUGACAGUUUCAGCUGAAAUGUAGAAUGUGGAAGCAACCAUGACCGACCAUGUUAUAGCAUGAUUACUUUGGCUGUCAGCCACAUAAUUCCUGCAAUUAAUGUCCAUUACUGGGAUAACUUUUUUAAAAGGUGUCUGAAACAUUUAGUGUUAAGUGUCUUUGUGUUGAGUAUUCCGAUUAACUCUAUAUAAACUCAACAAGUGACUGCCAGAGGAGGUACUGAAUAAGCUUUGCAGUAUUAGCAAUCUACACUGCCUGAAAGAAUUACAGUCUGUGUAAUACACCUGGUGUCCAGUAGAUGGCGCGCCUCUACAGUGUUAAGGAACUCUACUGAACAUGUGCCAAAAACAUCCGUUCCACUACAUUAUCAAUAAUUUGUCCUCCUAACUCAGUCUUGCAUUUCAUGUAAUAUUUAACAUUUUAAAUGGUUAUUACUAGAGAUGCACUGAUUACUAAAUUUCUCAGCCGAUACAGAUAACCGAUUAUUCAGAGUGAUAUCGGCCAAUCACUGAUAGUUCUGCCUUUUAUGCCUUCUUUUAAAUUAAUAAUAAUUAAUUCCACAACGCUGAAAGAAAUUCAAAUAAAAGCUUUGUUCUCUCCAUUUCAACAAGUUGUUUCACAGUAUCAGGUCGCAUAAACAGAAAACACAUUACUCUAAUUAACAUUAACACAUGAACUAAAUUCUGAAGAUUAAAGUAAGAUUUCUUAAUUUAUUGAACGUUAUUAAUUCAUAUUAACAUUGACUGAAUUAUAAAAAACCUCCUGUUAGGCUUCACAUUCACUCACCACAAACAAAAGCAUUUCAACUUCAUCAUUGAACAUCAAACUGGGAAUAUAUAGGCCUAAUACAAACUUUUUUUGAUGUACUGGCCCUUUAAUUCCGCGCAAGUAGCGCAGGGAAAAAAUUUAGACUCUACACCGAAACUCCUGUUUCACUGCUGCAGCAUCCGGUGUAAAAUUUUAACAGUGCAGAGCUUACAAACUGCAGUUUUGUCAUCAUUCCACACAAGAGACAUCUUUACACACAGCAUGAAAUUGAUGUUUUCCUGCCCUCUUUUGAUUGACAGGAUAUAAUCGGCCCUGAUCAUCGGAUGUUUUUAAGCUAUCGGCCAAUGGCCCAUAGCGGGGAAAAAUAGCCUUUAUCGGCCGAUGCCAAUUAUCGGCUGAUACAUCAGUGCAUCUCUAGUUAUUACUCUGUUUAAGUAUCUGACUACAAUAUUUAAACCUUUUUAAAUGGUGUUUCUGAAUUCCAAAAAAGGUUUCCUUGUCGAACCCUGCUCCUUAAAACUCUCAUGCAAUUCAAAAGCUGUCUUGCAGCAUGGUUGUGAUUUGGCACUUAGCUGUGAAUCUUAUAAACAGAAUAGAUUUCUUUCUGUAGGAGCACUUGUGUAUCUAUUUUAAUGUCUUCUAGUUAAAUGUGCACAUACACUAUGUGGACACCUGACCUUCACAGCCAUAUAUGUGGGUCUUCCCUGAACUGUUGCCACAAAAUUAGAAAUACAUAAUUGUCUAUAUAAUGCUUUUGUACACUGUAGCCUUAAGAUUUUUUUUUCACUGGAACUAAAUGGCCCAAACCCAUUUCAUCAUGGCUAUGCCCCUGUGAACAAAGCAAGGUUCAUGGAGCGCAUAAAGACAUGGUUUGCUAUGGUUGGAGUGGAAGAAUUUGAGUGGCCUGCACAGAGCACUGACCUCAACCCCACUGAACACGUUUGGGAUGAACUGGAACGUUGACUACACGCCAGGUUUCCUCACCUGACAUCAGUGCCUGACCUCACUAAUGUUCUUGGGGCUGAAUGGGCAAAUCAGUGGGAUUUUCAAAAAGCACAUACGAGUGUGAUUGGUCAGGUUCAUUCACAUACAUAUAUACAUACACACACAUACGUUCAAAGUGCUGCUCUUUAGAUGACUCUGUAAUUAUAUUUAUUUUGUUAAUUCUGUAUGCAGUUGAUUCCAUGAUUUGGACUUGUUUGUUUUGUGGUUAUGUUGUAUAUUUCGUUGCAUUAAAAUGUUGGAUAUCCGAUGAGGUAGGUGCUUGUGUAAAGCAAAUUUGUCUUUUUUUUUUAAGUCUCUAAAAGAGCAGUUAAAAUGAAUAAAACUGAUCUCUAUUACUGCCUUAUUUUUUUCUUUUUCCUUUUUUUAAAUUUGUUACUACUGUAUUAUAUUGUCCUUGAGAGAAACUGUUCAAUUUAAAGUAUGUUUAUGGAAGUAUAACUUUACAUUUUGGAGAAUGUAAAAACAUGAGUUUAUGUACUGUUAAUAAAAAAAAUUCUCAACA